GUAUUACAUGUAUUUUGUAUGCUUUACUGUACUGUUGGUUAACAUACAGUACAAUAGUAUCCAUAAACACACCAAACAAAUGGUGUAAAUAUAUGUUUUUUUUCAUUUGAGCGCCAAAUGCUAUUCAAGACUUCAUUUUGAAGUUGAAAAUUAACCGCCGAUUCAUUCAUACCUUUUCCACACACAGACAUCAACAACACUGUUGUUGUUGUGUUACUCUUCUAUACUGAAGAUAUGACAACCGAAAAGCUAAUAAUUCAGGCGAUGAUGUGGAGACAGUGUGUCAUUGAAGACAAUUUCAAGAAAUUGGUCACUAAUUGUAUCUCAGCUAAUUCACAAAACACAUCGGAAGAAGAAGUCACAAUCACUGAAACGGUUGUGUCAGCAGAAGUGGUAUCGCAAACUGUUCAACGGGUCAACCAAAUGCUUAAGCCAUUCCAUAUGCAGAUUAGCCGCGGACCCAAUGAAACUGAUGGCUCGAUAUACUAUGCGCUUAUCAAUACGGCCGACUCGGAAGUAACACGAUUGGCAACCAAUUGGUCGCAAAAAGAUUUGCUGUAUUUUAGGAAAAUAGUGGACGCCAUUGUCGGCAGCGAUAAUUCGUCGAUUAGUUCGACAAAAAUGUUGAACAUUGGUCGCGACGACGAACUCAAAUUGGUUAUAACAGCAGCCGAACGGGUGACCAACAAAUGGAUUCGAGAGAAAUGGUUGGAUGAAAUCGACGACGGAAGAGUGGCAUUGGGUGUUCGUACACUACUUGAGAUGAAUGUCUAUCUUCGCGAUCACUUUGGACUACAGGACUGUUUCCGGUGCAAAAUACUUUGUGUUCGCGGGCAGAAUUGCGUCACUUGUGAUACGAAAUUGCAUAACCACUGCUGUGACGCUAACUUCAUACCGAACAACCGGUGUCCCAAUUGUUCCAAACAGUUUGCCACUGGUGAUGGUGAGGGCAGUCAAAUCAAUGAUCGUCAAUCAAAUCAGUCAAAUGAAAUGGUUAUCGACAGCGACGAUAAUGAUGUGAAUGAAGUUGACAACGACGACAAUGAAGAUGAAGAACAAGAGCAAGAAAAGAGUAAAAAAAUUCGUAGCACUAGGAAUUCGGUGACCAAAACAAAGAGAACAAGAAGACGUUGAAUCUAUUUCUUCAUUUCAUUUUAAUUUCUUUAUAAAAUAUAUAUAAUUAUUACAAAUAUAUAGUGUAUUAUAAAAUAUGAAUACAAUAUGUAAACAGUUUUUUCUUGUUUUAUACACAUUUGUCAGUCAGUCAGUCAUUUGUUCACUAAUUCAUGGACUUUACGGUAAAUAUUCUAUUAAUAUUGUAAUUGCAUUUAAAUUUUCGUUUAUUUUCCAUAAAUAUUAUUAUAAUGUUUUUUAGGACACCGAAACAAAAAAAAU
Messenger RNA from Oppia nitens, 1395 nucleotides. Its product is annotated as non-structural maintenance of chromosomes element 1 homolog. The transcript is spliced from 2 exons. Gene Ontology annotation, biological process: DNA damage tolerance; double-strand break repair via homologous recombination. The record is from RefSeq and is a predicted model, not a curated record. Bases 235 to 1134 code for a protein of 299 amino acids. NCBI's taxonomy places the organism in Eukaryota, Metazoa, Arthropoda, Arachnida, Sarcoptiformes, Oppiidae. Gene Ontology annotation, molecular function: ubiquitin-protein transferase activity. Gene Ontology annotation, cellular component: Smc5-Smc6 complex; nucleus.